UACAUGAGAUAUUAAAAAAUAUUCUAAACAUAAAUAAAAUUUCAAAUCGUAGAAAUAAUUAAUAAUCGACGAUGUAUUUCCCAAGCAGGAUCAAACACUAACGAUGAUGGUUCUGAUGAUCAUAAAAGCAAACAAUGUUUCGGAUUAGCUCUCCCUACUACCGAGUGGGGGGAUAGAUAAAUACAGUGAUCGCGAUAGCUCCGAAAGCACACAUCAUCGCAUCGCGCGACCAGAGGCCUUUACGCUCGCAAAGAUUCGCGCGUGCCGAAGCUCCAAACAUCGCCGACCAGUAGCUGUUGCACCGAAAUCGUUGGCCCUCAGUUCACCGGUAAUGGUUGACCGUUGUAGAGCUCACUCACGUUUGCUGCACGAUCAACCUGCCUGGCAAGGAUAGUGACUGACGGCGUGGUGUAGCGUUGUGGGAUAUCGUAGAGAAACGCUUAACGCUUCUUUUCAAUAAAAUAAAUUCCCCCCGCUAUUCCUCAACGGCGUUGGACAACAGUACAAAAGUGAUCUGACCACUUUUUUUGCCGUGUGUAUCGUCCGUGCAUAGCUGGUUCCAUUAAGUCGCCGAACAACGAGCACGAUCGCGUAACGUAGCGUGCCGGUUUGGUGGUAAAUUUUGGCAAACACCGUGAAGGUUAGGGACGUCGCACCAGAGACAAGCUAUUGUUAAGCACCUCGGGUCGGUUAGCCAGUGUUGGGUUUGGUGAUGAACGAUUGAAAUUUUUGGAGAAGCUUAUGUGUGCUGAGCUGAGGGGUGCUUUGCAUACGGUGAUCAGUGAUCAGUGAUAUCAACGGUUGAAUCUCAAGAAGUGUGUGGACCAUAGUGUGGAUAUUAAUAUGGCGGACGAAAAAACUACUCCUAUUGCAGCUCUUAAACAGACGCUCCUCUCGUUAUCGGUGUCACUAUCCUACUACUGUAUAGGACUUGUGCGAGGUUAUUCGGCGCCAGCCGUUCCAUCCAUGCAUGCAACGGCUCCAAAUCUAUUGCCGAGCAAGAAUAUAGCAUCCUGGGUUAGUUCCAUACCACCAUUUGGAGCUUUUUUCGGCAGUUUGGUGGCUUUCCCGCUGAUGCAUCGGAUAGGGCGCAAAUAUACGGUACUGAUAGCUUCCCCGCUAUGGGUCGCUUCAUGGAUACUGAUAGCUACGGCCGAUGACUGGCGGGUACUGUUCGUAGCACGCAUGCUGUCGGGAUUCGGCGCUGGACUGUCACUGCCCGCUGCCCAGGUGUACGUUAGCGAGUGCAGCGAUCCCAAGAUUCGGGGAGUGAUCGGUUCCCUACCUGCGUUAGCGAUGUCGUUUGGAAUUCUGGUGAUGUACAUCAUGGGGAAGUUCUUCCACUGGCGGCUGCUGGCUUGGAUAUGCUGUGGAAUGGCGUGCUGUCUGUUUCUAGCCGUAGCUUGCUUCCCGCAAAGCCCAGUGUGGCUGAAGACAAGGAAACAGUACGAGAAAGCGCACUAUUCUGCCAAGUGGCUACAUCUGCAGGGCUUCUCGAUUGAUCCGAAAGCAAGUGCUGCAACAGUGGCGCAGAAGGAAAAGCAACUAUCCUCUGCCACGCCAAAACCAUUCUCAAAGGAAGCACUUCUUCGGAGGGAAAUUCUUAUCCCUCUCGGUAUUGGGCUAGUGCUGCUAUCGAUACAACAACUUAGUGGGAUCGAUGCAGUGGUGUUCUUUACGGUGGAGAUCUUCCACGCGGCCGGUUCAUCGAUGGACGGUCAUCUGGCGACGAUCAUCGUUGGUACGGUACAGGUGCUAAGCAACGGGGCCGCUCUGUUUGUAGUGGAUCGUGCCGGCCGUAAGCCAUUGCUCAUCAUGUCCGGACUGAUCAUGUGUAUUGCGAUGGCAUCGAUGGGUGCCGCCUUCCAUCUCAACUCGAUCGGUAACACGUGCUUCGGGUAUCUGCCUGUCAUCAGUCUGAUCGUGUUCAUGAUCGGCUUCUCGAUCGGAUUCGGUAGCAUACCGUUUCUGCUGAUGGGUGAACUUUUCCCAACGGCACAGCGAAGUUUACUCAGCUCUCUAGCAGGAUCUUUCAACCUGGCAAUGAUGUUUACCGUCAUCAAAACGUACCAUCCGUUGGAAGAUCUAAUCACCACAUCUGGAACGUUCCUCAUGUACAGUGUGCUCUGUGCACUUGGUGUAGUAUUUGUCAUUACAUGUGUACCAGAGACAAAGGGCCGUGAGCUGGAAAGCAUUCAGAAGCUGUUCGAACGCAAACCACAGCCUUACCAUCAGCAGGAGCUGGGAAGCGACAAAACGAGCCAUGACAAUCCAGUCUUCAGUGCUACCGACGAAAUAGUACAACACCAUCACUCAAAGUCGAUCGAUACGAAAUUAUAAGCAUAAUGUAAAUAUUUCUUUCUGUUAGCCUUUAGUGCCAAAUAAACUGCGCGUGUUAUUAAAUUAA
This is a messenger RNA of Anopheles funestus (African malaria mosquito), 2407 nucleotides long. Its product is annotated as facilitated trehalose transporter Tret1-2 homolog. Lineage: Eukaryota; Metazoa; Arthropoda; Insecta; Diptera; Culicidae. The transcript has 3 exons. The record is from RefSeq and is a predicted model, not a curated record. Gene Ontology annotation, cellular component: membrane. Gene Ontology annotation, biological process: transmembrane transport. Gene Ontology annotation, molecular function: transmembrane transporter activity. Bases 844 to 2340 code for a protein of 498 amino acids.